AUGGACGGAUACGACCAUCUUUUCAAGCUCUUGUUAAUUGGCGAUGCCGGUGUCGGCAAGAGCAGUAUGCUGCUCCGGUUUACCGACGACACGUUCGAUGAUAAUUUGCAAAGCACGAUUGGUGUGGACUUCAAGGUCAAGAUGAUGGACAUUGAUGGCAAGAAGAUCAAAAUGACAAUUUGGGACACUGCAGGCCAAGAACGCUUCCGUACGCUGACGAGCUCGUACUACAGAGGCGCACAAGGCAUUGUCUUGGUGUACGACGUCGCCCGACGAGAUACGUUUGAGAAUUUGGACCUAUGGCUGCAGGAGGUGGAAGUGUACAGUCCGGCUGGUGGACGCGAUGUAGUGAAACUGCUCGUAGGCAACAAGAUUGAUAAGGAUCGGAUCGUGAGCCGCCGAGAGGCAGAGGAUUGGGCGAGAUCGAAAGGCAUGCUAUUUGUCGAAAGCAGCGCAAAGACCAAGAUUGGCAUCCAGCAAGUGUUCAACGAAGUAGUGCAAAAGAUCCUGGAAAACCCUGCGCUUCUAUCCAACACGGCACCGCGCAGUCGCGGACGGAAGCUCGAUGGCAAAGCAGAGAAAAGUGGUGGAGGUGGCGGCAGUGGCUGCUGUUAA
Molecule: messenger RNA, 615 nt
Organism: Peronospora matthiolae
Lineage: Eukaryota; Oomycota; Peronosporomycetes; Peronosporales; Peronosporaceae
Source: the annotation of a GenBank genome assembly